This is a messenger RNA of Telopea speciosissima, 1414 nucleotides long. Its product is annotated as protein DJ-1 homolog B. Gene Ontology annotation, cellular component: cytosol; nucleus. The coding region runs from base 19 to 1335 and encodes 438 amino acids. Gene Ontology annotation, molecular function: protein deglycase activity. Gene Ontology annotation, biological process: guanine deglycation, glyoxal removal; protein deglycation, glyoxal removal. The record is from RefSeq and is a predicted model, not a curated record. Lineage: Eukaryota; Viridiplantae; Streptophyta; Magnoliopsida; Proteales; Proteaceae. The transcript is spliced from 8 exons.
CAGCAAGAGCCACGAGUAAUGGCUUUGCGCCACCUGACGCCUCUCUCUCCUCGCUUGCACCUCUCCCCUUUUAUAACAUUCUCGCGAACAACAGCUCCACUCACGUUUCCUGCUUUCUCUACGUCUCGGAAAAGCUUCUCUGUAACAACGAUGACGUCUACUGCGCGGAAGGUGCUGGUUCCAGUUGCAGAUGGUACGGAACCGAUGGAGGCGGUGAUCAUGAUCGAUGUCCUGCGAAGAGGUGGAGCUGAUGUCACCGUAGCGUCCGUCGAAAAGGAGCUACGAGUUGAUGCUUGCCAUGGAGUGAAACUAGUCGCCGAUGCUCCUCUUUCUGAUUGUGCUGGAGAAGAUUACGAUCUCAUCUCUCUUCCUGGAGGAAUGCCUGGUGCUGCUCAUCUUCGAGAUUGUACAAUUCUAGAAGGGCUGACCAAAAAGCACGUGGACGAUGGACGACUUUAUGCUGCGAUUUGUGCCGCCCCUGCUGUUGCACUUGGUUCUUGGGGUUUGCUGAAGGGUGUAAAAGCGACUUGCCAUCCUUCAUUCAUGGAGAUAUUAGCAUCGACUGCUAAUGUAGUUGAAUCGAGAGUCCAGAAGGAUGGUCAAGCUGUGACCAGUCGUGGCCCUGGCACAACUAUAGAGUUUUCCCUGGUGCUGGUUGAGCAAUUGUAUGGGAAAGAAAAAGCUGAUGAAGUUGCCGGUGCAAUGGUUAUGCGAUCCAAUCAUGGGGAUGAAUAUAAGAUAACAGAGCUGAAUCCAGUGGAGUGGAAAUUUGACAAUGCUCCUCAGAUCCUUGUGCCAAUUGCUAAUGGCACGGAGGAGAUGGAAACUGUCAUGAUUAUUGAUAUUCUGCGGCGAGCGAGUGCAAAAGUGGUGGUUGCCUCUGUUGAAGAUAAAAUAGAUAUUCUGGCUUCCCGAAAAGUGAAACUAGUGGCAGAUAUGCUCCUUGAAGAUGCUGCAAAGUUGUCAUAUGACUUGAUUGUUCUGCCAGGUGGGCUUGGUGGUGCCCAAGCAUUUGCUAGUUCAGAGAAACUGGUAAACCUACUAAAGAAGCAGAUGGAAUCAAAUAAACCAUAUGGUGCCAUAUGUGCAUCUCCAGCUUUAGUACUGGAGCCUCAUGGUUUACUCAAGGGUAAGAAGGCCACAGCUUAUCCACCCAUGUGCAACAAACUUUCUGAUCAGAGUGAAGUUGAGAACAGGGUCGUUGUUGAUGGCUAUCUUAUCACUAGCAGAGGUCCGGGAACUUCCAUGGAGUUUGCAUUGGCUAUUGUGGAGAAGUUUAUGGGACGUAAGAAGGCAUUAGAACUUGCAAAGGCUAUGGUUUUCAUGCACCCAUAGAGUUUGUGUCCGUUUUGUGUUUCUAUAUACAAUUAUACAUUGUGCCAGAGUGAGUUUAUAUCUGCAGCGUGUUGGGUUA